UCUUAUGACGUCAAUAUACGUAACAAAGUAACAUCGUUGACACGGAAACACAGUAACGUCAGUUAAGAUCGAAAGGAGACGGAGAGAGAAAGAGGUGCUGCAGCUGAAGUACUGAAAACAAACAUAGCUUCAGAUUUAUCUGAUGGAUGUUUGUUGUCGUACUUUACUGCAUGCACCGCACGUGACGACUUGAAGCCAUCUUCAAUUCUUUGGUAAAAGCUCGUGAAGAGCAUAUUCUAAAAAAACAAUAACAAUGGGAUUAUUCGACUUUACUAUUGAAAAUUCCACCCUGCCCUCCGCGGAGGCGUGGAGGUUCGGCGAGGAUUACUGGGCUUCAUUUGAACUUUACCCAGAAUGGACCGGAAAAUUCUUAUAUGGCUUCAAAGGGAUGGCAUAUCAUCAGAAGGACUAUUUCUCCGGCACGAUGGUGGUUGUCAAGACAUUCAGACACCGAGUAGGCAGCGCGAUUGAUUGGACGCCGUACAAAGAAUGCUGUGACGUAGCAAGAAAAAUGGCGGCUGAAUUCAACAAACAUUUAGCAACUAUUUCCUGCAAUACAAAGCUAAUUGUACUAAAACCAAUAGACGCCAUUAUGGACAGCAUAUCAGAUGUGAUGAGAAUCACGGGAAUUUUCAUGCGAUUCGAUAAGAAAUUCGAGAAAGACGAAGUUGUUUUAUUUGAACAAUUCUUGGACGGAGAUUUUAAAACAUUCGUCUGCACCAAUGGACUGGCAACCGGAAAUGGUUCUGAGGCGUUAGACGCUUUUUGCCAUUACACAUAUCAUGCAUCCGAAGAAAAAUUAGUAGUGUGUAACCUUAAAGGAAUUGAGGAAGAUGGCGAGUACAAGCUGAGCAAUCCCACAAUUCACUCACGUGACGGUCGCUAUGGUGAUAAGGACAAACGCGAUGUUGGAAUCAUCGAUUUUUUCAGAAACCAUUCUUGUAAUGCCAUGUGUGCAACUUUUGUUAAACCAGAGCAUAUACACGUUGAGGAAUGUUUUGAAAAUCCAAGUUCACGAUCCGUCUGCUUUGGCGAAAACACUCUCACAAAAGGAAAAGAGGCGGAAAAUGCAAACUUAUCAAUGGAACAAAAUAAUCAUGAACCGGGACCAACUCGUCUACCAGCGUAUACAUCAUCAGACCCAUUUGGUCCGCCAUCUUACGACACGUGCAUGAAGGAUAGUUCUUCAUGACUAAAGCAUUGAGCGCCAAAAUAGCAGUACGCGAAUUUACAUAUAUGUUACAUGUAUUAUAAUGCAAUUUUGACGCAUCUAAGCGAUCACAAAAUAGUAUUUUAGAGGAUCAAAGCAAUUUCAUGAUUAGACUAUUCCAGCAGAACACAAUGUAUUAGUAUAUUAUUAAUGAAAAUACACGUGUCUGACGUGGAACGCCGCGCGUGCCUAGAACUUCAACAAAAUCGAAAUGGACAUGGUUCCUAAAUAUAGUAUUAAUUGUUUUUUAGUAACGUAUUGGAUUUUGUUACAAUUGUUAAAUAAUUAAAUUUUUACUCUGAUAGUUUUACAAGCAAUCAUGUUAUAUCUACAUGUGAUAAAAUCAAAACCUUAUUACAAAACAAGCGUUAUUUUAUUGAAAUCCUUUAGUUUUUUUUUUCUUUGUUAGAUAUAUAUCCUUCGUUAAUCUAUUGUAUUGUUUAGUGUUCACUUUAUUUAUAAAUUAAAGACUAAAAUAGGGUAUACCUGGAAUGUAGUGUUAGCAUGUUUUUGAUAUAUAUAUAUGAAUACGUUUUGUAAGAGAGCCGUAAGUCUCUGAAACAAUAUAUCUUUUUUAAUCAGUGUAAUUUUUGUAAUCUGAGAAUUUUGAAGAAAGAGUAAAUACCUAUCUCAUUUAUUAAUAUUUAGAAUAUUUGUUUACUAUCUUUCAAUCACAUAAGUAUCUUUUUACUAUUUUGAAAGUGGAGAAUAAUGUUUUUAAAACGAUUGUAAAACAAUGUUACUACAAAUAUGGCGUCAUCCCUUUUAAAUCUGACAUAUCGCAGAGAACGGUGACGACCGAGAAUUUGCGAUAUCGAAUGUCCGUUUCUUAUCUCUCUCCGUAUUUGUAGAUAUAAGAUUUUUAAAUUGUUUUUAAACCAAUUUUAAAAUUAAGGGCACUUUGAAUCUUAGCUUAAAAGAUUAUCGUUUGUUAGAAUUCUAAACAAACCAUGACGCUAUAAAAUAGACUAAUACAAUUUUCAUUAGGAGUAAUCUCCCUUCUCGCGAAUCUCAUGCUCACUGCAUGGACUAUAUUUUCUAUGCUGUUUUGAUAUAUUCAUACCCAUAGCUGGCUUUAAAUGUACAUUCCUCUACUGACAAAGUGCAAUAUUUCAGGGGUUUUUUUGUGUUUUUUUUUUACUUUUAUGUUUUUUUGUCUUUAAAUGAUCAAGUUAACAAAGGGAUGGUGAAGUUAUUACAAUUUAACUACAGCUUGAACAAUUUUAUAUAAAACAUAUUUUUUAUUGUUAUUAGUAUAAGUUUUAUUUGUAUUGAUUUUUUUUCGGCCAUCUAUUUUGCUAUUCGUCUCAUAAUGGAUAAUGGAUCUCAUAGUUUUAUUCGCGUUUCUAGAUUACAAUUCAUGCUUAUUGUCAGUAAAAAACUUUAAUUCCGUAAUUAUUUUGCAAUAAGCAAUACUAUAAUUAUGCAUCAUUUUAUGUUGAAUUAAACUUCAUUCUUGCAAAUUUGAAUGAAAUUCACAUGCAAUACAAAACGUAAGAUAAAGUGUGUGUACUACAGAAUGUAACUGUAAAAUGUGAUUAAAAUAAUAUUUACUGAAACAAAUAAAACUUCGUUAAAACUUCAUUGUACAAUACAUAUAGAUAACAAACUCUUCUAUGAAAUUCAUUAUUGUGAUUUUUUUCUAUCUUCUUAUAAGUGAUUAGAUUAAUUUUUUAAAUGGCAAAUUUUAAUAUUUACUUUUAUUUAUCAUAUAUAGUUCAUUAAAUAUAUACAUUAUUUAUAAUAUUCGCAUGUGCUGUUGACCUUUUUAUUAUUUAUUACAUGUAUUUAUUAACCCCGUGAAGAAUCUAGCAUAUCCGUUGCCUGUUAGUUAUUAUGGUUAGUUAUAGAUAAAAUAUUUAAAUAUUAUUUAUUUUUGUUGUGUUUUGUUUGUAGUUAAAUAGUUAAGGUUUUAUAAAUUAUAUUGUAGCUUUAGUGUUAACAUAAACCUGAAAUGAAAAUAAAAAGUUUGAAGGUAAUGUAUAAAUAAGCGAUAAGCAAACCUCUUUAAAUGAAAGAUUAAAAAAACCCACACACAUGAAUGAUCUGUUUUUAGAUAUCACAAACCCAUUUAUAUAUGUAGAACAAAUAUGAUAUCAUACUUAUUUUUUGUCAGUCUUUUUAUGGAAAAAGCGUAACGCAGUACCUUAUCUAUAAAUUUUAAUUUUCAGUACUGUGUUCUUGUGUAUAUUUAUAGACAUGCGAGUAAACAAAACCGGUAGUAACGCUUUUGAAACAUACAAAACCAAAUUACAUUUUCACUUUUGUUUUAACUGAAUGUUUAACUUUUUUGACAUUUUUGCAAGCAUUAUUUAUUAUCAAAUCUGUGUUCUACAGCCAAAUGUUUGCGCAUCCCUUUAUCAAGAAGUUAUCUCAUAAGCCUUUAUUCUAGUAACUUGCUAUUGACCAGCUUAAUUUCAGAUAAUCAAGGGUGCUCUUAUAUAACGCAUGCUCUAAAGUCUUAAUAAGAAUGAACAUAUAAAUAAAGGGUACUAUUUUUAUGGAACAUAUAUUUUAUUGCUACAUUUUCAUAUCAUAUUUGUUUGUAUUUUUUGUCAUUUACAAUAUCAUAGCUGGGUAUUUCAUGAUAACCAUUGGAUAUAGAAAAAGAAAAUGCCAAUAAACUGUUGAAAAA
Ruditapes philippinarum (Manila clam) is the source of this 3845-nucleotide messenger RNA. RefSeq names its product alpha-protein kinase vwkA-like. Lineage: Eukaryota; Metazoa; Mollusca; Bivalvia; Venerida; Veneridae. Gene Ontology annotation, molecular function: ATP binding; protein serine/threonine kinase activity. The transcript has 5 exons. Bases 254 to 1192 code for a protein of 312 amino acids. The record is from RefSeq and is a predicted model, not a curated record. Gene Ontology annotation, biological process: protein phosphorylation.